Messenger RNA from Papaver somniferum (opium poppy), 1202 nucleotides. RefSeq lists its product as uncharacterized. The record is from RefSeq and is a predicted model, not a curated record. Gene Ontology annotation, molecular function: metal ion binding. The coding region runs from base 227 to 1000 and encodes 257 amino acids. Lineage: Eukaryota; Viridiplantae; Streptophyta; Magnoliopsida; Ranunculales; Papaveraceae. The transcript is spliced from 9 exons.
GAAAUAGCUUUUGAAAAGUUUCAAUCUUCUUCUUCAUCGUUUUCAACAGGAAGUUUCUGCAAAAGUUUAAGAAUGGAGAAGAAUCUUUCUGAAGGAGACAGGCACAGAUGGGAUAAGGCCAGGCAUCCUACAUGUGACAAAUGUGGAUUGAUCUUCACCAAAGAUAGUAUGUGGCUUCAUCACAUUUCGUCUUGCUCUCACAAGAACAAGAAGACUGUGAUAAAGUAUGUCACAACACCUUCACCCGCACCCGCUGCAGAAAUCAAAGCUACAGUACAUCAUGCUCCUUUACCUGAUGAUUUUUUUUGAUGCUCCGUAUAAGAGACCACCAAGGGCAGUCUUGUCUGAUGAAACCAAAGAGGCAAUCGAGGUUAUGAAGGCAAAUAAACAUGAUUUUUUGAUGAAGUAUGCGCAAAGCUGUGAUAAGAAUCUUCUCGAUGGUGCUCGAAGCAAGUACCUUGCAUAUCAGUCAAAGGCCAGAAAGGCACAACCAUUGGUUGAUUAUGACGAAUCAGAUGACUCUGAUGACAAUGAUGAAUUUUAUUACAAAAAGAUGAUUGGUCCAGUGGGUGCGACAAAAAGUAAAAGCUCUGUUGAGGACUCUGACGACUCAGAUGACUCAGAUGACUGUUAUUAUAAAAAGAAGACUUUUUCAGUGAGCGAGGCGAUGAAAGUCAAGGAUUUGGGUAAGAACUCUGCUGAUGCUGAUACCAGGUUGCAGUCAAACACCCUUACAGUUAAAGCUCCAAUUGACCAGAACAAGGACAUUGGUGGAGAAGAUAGCUUUAGAAGCACGUCGCCUAACAGAGCAUCUGCAAAAUGUACCUUGUGCAGAACAGUUUUCAAUGUCUCUACGCAAAAGCAUCGUUGUAGGAUUUGUGAAGAUGUAUAUUGUGAUAAGUGUGCCAAUGGUUCUAAGGAGAACGCUCAGGCAGUUGACAUCUGUGACGGAUGCUUGGCAGUUCUUGGACAGAGCGAUGUGAAUGAAUCUGUCAGCUGAGCUGCUGGGUUUAGUGAUGAGGGAAUAUGCGAAGAAGCUCCAAGCGAUUAGCUACAAUUUUGAAGGAAGAAUGCAGUUUUCUAACUCCUUGAUAGUCUGCCAUUAUUCGUGAAUAUUAUUUUUUCUUUUGGAUAUUCUUCUACUAUUCUUCUUUUGAAUGAAGAAUGCAGUUUUGCAAACAGACUGGGUAUAUAUAUAACAU